This is a messenger RNA of Thermothielavioides terrestris NRRL 8126, 1150 nucleotides long. RefSeq names its product 40S ribosomal protein S6. NCBI's taxonomy places the organism in Eukaryota, Fungi, Ascomycota, Sordariomycetes, Sordariales, Chaetomiaceae. The record is from RefSeq and is a predicted model, not a curated record. Gene Ontology annotation, biological process: translation. Gene Ontology annotation, molecular function: structural constituent of ribosome. Bases 53 to 772 code for a protein of 239 amino acids. The transcript has 6 exons. Gene Ontology annotation, cellular component: ribosome.
CCAGUCUGCAGUCAGCAUCACCAACGACGGCCGUUCAGCAAACACCGCCAAAAUGAAGCUGAACAUUUCGCACCCUGCGAAUGGCUCGCAGAAGCUGAUCGAGGUGGAUGAUGAGCGGAAGCUCAGGCACUUCUUCGAGAAGCGCAUGGGCGCCGAGGUCCCUGGCGACCCGCUCGGCGACGAGUGGAAGGGCUACAUCCUCCGCAUCACCGGUGGCAACGACAAGCAAGGUUUCCCGAUGAAGCAGGGUGUCAUUGCGCCGAACCGUGUCCGCCUCCUCCUCUCCGAGGGCCACUCCUGCUACCGCCCCCGCCGUACCGGUGAGCGCAAGCGCAAGUCGGUCCGCGGCUGCAUCGUCGGCCCCGAUCUCUCCGUCCUCGCUCUCUCGAUCGUCAAGCAGGGCGAGCAGGACAUUCCCGGCCUCACCGAUACUGUCCACCCCAAGCGCCUCGGCCCCAAGCGUGCCACCAAGAUCCGGCGGUUCUUCGGCCUCAGCAAGGAUGACGAUGUCCGCAAGUACGUCAUUCGGCGUGAGGUCCAGCCCAAGGGCGAGGGCAAGAAGCCUUACACCAAGGCUCCUCGCAUCCAGCGCCUGGUCACUCCUCAGCGCCUCCAGCACAAGCGCCACCGCAUUGCGCUGAAGCGCCGCCAGGCUGAGAAGGUCAAGGACGAGGCGAACGAGUAUGCUCAGAUCCUGGCCAAGCGUGUUGCUGAGGCCAAGGCUCAGAAGGCCGAUCUCCGCAAGCGGAGAGCCAGCUCGAUGCGCAAGUAAAAUUGGGGCGUUUGGAUUGGGUCUCGGGUUGCUUUCGGAAAUGGUCAUGGCGUGCUUGCUUGCUUGCCGGCUCAUACGGGACGUGUACAUGGCAUAGGAACCCUUCACGGAAUCUCGAGAAUGAGUCUUUGCAUUGAGCAUGCCAGGCGGCUGAUCAGAGCGGCUCGGAGAACUGCCUACGCAACACCCCAAUCAGAAUAACCACUCGCCGCCGCGGUGAUCUGUGAUCAGAGUGCUUUCACCGGCCGCCAGCGUCAUUCUGAUUGUCAAUCUGCCGGACAGUGAUUGCCUCAGGUUGGCAUGUACCCGAUGUUGACGCUGUUGCUGUUGUUUGAUACCUAAGGUAUCUCAGCUACGAAUACACGCCUUACAGCCUUA